UUGGGGCACGGGCAGCAUGGGCAGCACAGAUGUUCUUGGGUGUUCUGUUAGCAGUGUGCUUGCAUGGGGUUAUGCGAUGUGCGGUAACAUUGUGUUGUCUGUGGUUUGUAACCUUUGCAGGGACGCGGGCCAGCCAUGUUGAGUUCUGAACGAUAAGUGCGGUUUGCGGCACGCCCGGCAGAUAUGAAUUGAGUGCUUUGAUACGUUCAUAGACUGGUUAUAAAGUGUUCGCGAACUGGAGUGAAAACUUUACCGGGCGAAAUGGGAAGUGUUGACAAUCCGUCUUUUUUCGUAUCGCUCGUGGCUGGCGCCAUCGCUGGUACUACAGUGGAUGUCGUUAUUUUCCCACUGGACACGCUUAAAACGCGCCUGCAAAGCCAGCAAGGUUUCCUGAAAGCGGGAGGCUUCAAGAAGAUCUACUCCGGCAUCGCAUCUGCUGCGCUUGGAUCAGCGCCGACAUCCGCACUAUUUUUCUGCACCUACGAAGGAGUGAAACACAUCAUUAGUCCGGUUGUGCCGAGCUUGAUGACUCCUUUGGCGCACAGUAUUGCAGCUGCCUGUGGAGAAGUGGCUGCCUGCUCUGUAAGAGUUCCCGUAGAAGUCGUAAAGCAACGUACUCAAGCUAAUCAUGACACAAGUAGCUGGAAAACAUUUAGGAGUGUGUUGAAUGUUGAGGGCAUCCGUGGUUUUUACCGUGGCUACUUUACGACGGUAGCAAGGGAGAUUCCCUUUUCAUUUAUACAGUUCCCCCUCUGGGAGUUUCUUAAGAACAUGUUUGCGAACCCGGAUUCCUUACUGACAUGGCAAGCAGCUGUUUGUGGAGCUAUAUCAGGUGGCAUUGCAGGAGGACUAACCACUCCUCUCGAUGUUGCGAAAACGAGAAUCAUAUUGGCUGAGCGAAACAGCCACCUAGCUUCUGGGAGCAUGCAUGCUGCGCUGAAGACUGUGUGGCACGAGAAAGGGCUACCAGGGCUCUUUAGUGGGGCCACACCCAGAGUCGUCUCCCUUUCAGUCGGGGGCUUCAUCUUCCUUGGUGCAUAUGAGCAAGCCAAACAGCUCUUCUACUAUUUUUUCCCGCCCCCUUCUCUGACAUCUGUUAUAACCACCAGUGGAGAGCAUAACUCAACAGACUUCUCAGAACAAUCUUCCUUGUCUAAGGCAGCAGCGUGACUGACCUUGGUGUGUGCUGAUCCAUUUACUUACUAUGCACCGGUGCCUUGUAUAUACCAAAGUUGAGAUUUAUUUUUUAGGUUUAUGUAGGUAGUUUUAUUAAAAAUCCAUUUAUAAAAAGC
Rhipicephalus microplus (southern cattle tick) is the source of this 1292-nucleotide messenger RNA. RefSeq names its product mitochondrial S-adenosylmethionine carrier protein. NCBI's taxonomy places the organism in Eukaryota, Metazoa, Arthropoda, Arachnida, Ixodida, Ixodidae. Gene Ontology annotation, biological process: transmembrane transport. The record is from RefSeq and is a predicted model, not a curated record.